Didymodactylos carnosus is the source of this 4155-nucleotide messenger RNA. Lineage: Eukaryota; Metazoa; Rotifera; Eurotatoria; Philodinida; Philodinidae. The record is from the annotation of a GenBank genome assembly.
AUGCAAAAAGAAGCACAUAUUCAUGUUGUUAGUAAAAAUCUUUAUACACAAGAUGCACAACGAAAACCGUGUCAGUUUGGAGUACUUGAUCCAAAAUUGGGUGUUUGCGGUGCUAAUCGUACGUGUGAAACAUGUUUUCAAGAUGUAAAUAAAUGUCUUGGUCAUUUUGGCUAUAUUGAUUUACAACUACCAGUGUUUCAUAUUGGAUUUUUUCGAUCAAUCAUUGUUGUUUUACAAACAAUCUGUAAAAAAUGCUCUCGUGUUAUGUUACAAAAAGAUAUUAAACAAGAAUUUCAACGUUCAUUAUGUCGACCAGUAUUAUCAUAUUUACAAAAAAAAGGUUUAAGAAAGAAAAUUCAUGAAAAAGCAAAGAAAACAACGUUAUGUCCGUCGUGUGGUGAAUUAAAUGGAGCUGUAUUGAAAUGUGCAUUAUUAAAAAUAGCCCAUGAUAAAUAUCGUAGUCAAAAACGUCAAUCUGGUCCGUUAACGAAUAUCAAUGAAGCGUUCCAUUCAGCCAAACAAACGAUGCCUGAUGUAGGAUCACUAAUUAAUUCUUAUACAGAAAUACUCAAUCCUGUUCGGGUUCUAGAAUUAUUUGAGCGUAUACCAACAGAGGAUCUACCACUAUUACUUAUUGAUGAAUCUAUUGUGCAUCCAAGAGAUUUUUUACUAUCGAGAAUAUUAGUACCGCCCAUAUGUAUUCGUCCAACAGUGCAAUCAGAUUUUCGUCAAGGAACCAACGAGGAUGAUCUGACCAUUAAACUGAGUGAAAUUAUAUUUUUGAAUGACGUUAUACAACGAAAUCGUUUAAACGGUGUUAAAAUGGAUAAACUAGUUGAAGAAUGGGAUUUUUUGCAACUGCAGUGUGCGUUGUAUAUAAAUAGCAGUAUAUCUGGAAUACCGGCACAUAUGCAACCAAAAAAAUGGAUUCGAUCAUUUGCACAGCGUCUAAAAGGCAAACAAGGACGUUUUCGUGGUAAUUUAUCGGGAAAACGUGUUGAUUUUAGUGCACGAACAGUCAUAUCGCCAGAUCCAAAUCUCCGCAUUGAUGAGGUCGCCGUUCCUAUUCACGUAGCAAAAAUCAUGUCCUAUCCGGAAAUUGUAAAUAAAAUAAAUUUAGAAUUUAUUCGUCAGCUUGUACGCAAUGGACCAGAUGUACAUCCCGGUGCCAAUUUUGUGAUUCAAAAAGCGAAUGAACAUAAAAGGUUUUUAAAAUACGGUGAUAGAAAUGAAAUAGCUCAAAAACUGCGUGUGGGUGAUAUUGUUGAGAGACAUUUGAUUGACGGUGAUGUCGUCUUGUUUAAUCGUCAACCAUCGUUACAUCGUUUGAGUAUCAUGGCAUUGUUUGCUCGAGUUAUGCCACAUCGAACAUUUCGUUUCAAUGAAUGUAUUUGCUCACCUUUUAAUGCUGAUUUUGAUGGAGAUGAAAUGAAUUUACAUUUACCUCAAACAGAAGAAGCAAAAGCUGAAGCUCUAAUAUUAAUGGGGACAAAAUCAAAUCUUGUCACUCCACGUAAUGGCGAAAUGAUUAUAGGAGCAACCCAAGAUUUUCUAACUGGUGCUUAUCUUCUAACACAAAGGGAUGUAUUCUUCGACCGAUCAAAAGCAUGUCAGUUAUUAGUAUGGAUUCUCACAAAUAAAGAUGAAUAUGAAAAAAUUCGCUUGCCACCGCCAACUAUUUUCAAACCAUGUCAGCUGUGGACGGGUAAACAAUUAUUUAAUCUCGUUCUGAAAUUGAAUAAUAAUUGUAAGGAUGUAAUAAAUUUACGUGCGAAAGGAAAAGCUUAUUGUGGUAAAACCGAAGAUCUUUGCCCAAAUGAUGGAUUUAUAAUCAUACGGAACAGUAAACUUCUGCUUGGGUGCGUUGAUAAAAGUGUAUUAGGCGCAAAUGGAAAAACAAAUGUAUUCUAUAUGUUAUUACGUGAUUGUUCUGAAGCGGCAGCAGCGACGGCCAUGGCACGCUUGGCACGUUUAACAAGUUAUUAUUUGAUGAAUCGUGGCUUUUCCAUUGGUUUGAUUGAUGUAACACCGGGUGAGAAAUUAAUGACAGAAAAACGCGAUCUUGUUACCGAAGGUUAUACAAAAUGUAGUUCAUAUAUUCGACAAAAACAAGAAGGAAAAUUACAAUGUCAACCGGGGUUCUCACCAGAAGAAACGCUUGAGGCAUUGAUUCUAAAAGAAUUAUCAAAUGUGCGUGAAUUAGCUGGUAAUUUGUGCUUAAAUGAACUACAACGCACCAGUAACAGUCCGUUGAUUAUGGCUAUUAGUGGCUCAAAAGGGUCGUUUAUUAAUAUAUCUCAAAUGGUUGCUUGUGUUGGACAACAAGCAAUUAGUGGUUCGCGUAUUCCCAAUGGUUUUGAAGAUCGAUCAUUGCCGCAUUUUGAGAAACAUUCAAAGAUUCCGGCAGCAAAAGGUUUUGUUGAAAAUAGUUUUUAUUCUGGAUUAAGUCCAACCGAAUUUUUUUUCCAUACGAUGGGUGGACGAGAAGGUCUUGUUGAUACUGCCGUCAAAACAGCCGAAACCGGAUACAUGCAACGGCGUCUUGUUAAAUGUUUAGAAGAUCUUUGCUGUCAAUAUGAUAUGACAAUUCGUACAAGCACCAAUGAUAUUGUUCAAUUCUCUUAUGGUGGGGAUUCAUUAGAUCCAAUCUAUUUAGAAGGCAAAGAUCAACCAGUUGAUUAUGAUCGAAUUUACAAUCAUGUACGUUCAAAAUAUCGUUAUGAUAGUGAGAUGCCAUUAAAUGGCGAUGAGAUGAAAGAAUACGUUAAUCAACAAUUGGUCACCAAUGAUUAUCAUUUCAUUAAACAAGAGUAUAAAGAUCAAAUAGUUGAUUUUAUUCAAGAUGUAUCAUUCAAAGUUAAUCAACAUAGAGAAAAAUUUCACUUAACAAACGAUGAUAAAGACGAAGAAGAUGAACGUGGACGACAAAUAUCAUCCAAAAAGAAAAAACGUCGAUUAGCCGCUGUCUUAUUUGAAAUUGAACGUUGUACAAAAUCACAACUCCAUCAAUUUCUACAAUUAUGUAAAGAUAAAUAUGCACGAUCAAUUUUGGAACCGGGAACAGCUGUUGGUGCUCUGUGUGCUCAAAGUAUUGGAGAACCAGCUACUCAGAUGACGUUAAAAACAUUUCAUUUUGCUGGUGUUGCUUCGAUGAAUAUUACACUUGGUGUACCACGUAUUAAAGAAAUCAUAAAUGCUGUACGUAUUCCAAGUACACCAUUGAUUACGGCUUCAUUAAUUGAAGAACACGAUCAAGAUUCGGCAAGAAGAGUAAAAGGACGAGUUGAAAAAACAUUUUUAGGUCAAAUAUCACAGUAUAUCGAUGAAGUUUAUUUACAAGAUGAUUGUUAUUUAUUGAUUAAAUUAGAUUUAGAACGUAUACGUUUAUUAAAAUUAGAAAUAACAGCCAUGUCAGUUAUCGAUGCGAUUGUUCGUGAAAAAAAAUUUAAAAAAAUAAAAUAUAAUCAGUUGGCAUUCAUCGAUUCAGCUACAAUUACAUUAAAUGUUCCUGAUACUUUAAAAACAAAUUUAUAUUAUACAAUUAAACGUUAUAAAGAAAUAUUGCCAAAAGUUGUUGUCAAGGGUAUAUCAUCGGUUGAUCGUGCUGUUAUCAGUGUUGAAGAAAAAGAAGGUCAUAAAUACAAAUUAUUCGUGGAAGGAGAAGGUUUAAGAGAUGUUAUGGGAAUAAUGGGUGUUAAUGGAAAUAAGACAACAUCAAAUAACACAAUGGAAGUCUAUCGAUGUCUCGGUAUUGAAGCAGCACGAACAACAAUUAUCAAUGAAAUUGUGUAUACAAUGGCUAGUCAUGGAAUUGGUCUUGAUAUCAGACAUGUUAUGUUGUUGGCUGAUUUGAUGACUUAUAAGGGUGAAGUACUUGGUAUGACAAGAAAUGGUCUGGCAAAAAUGAAAGAAAGUGUACUAAUGUUGGCAUCAUUUGAGCGUACAAUUGAUCAUUUAUAUGAUGCUGCCUAUCAUGGACAAAAAGAUACAAUAUCCGGUGUUAGUGAAUGUAUUAUUAUGGGUAUUCCGAUUCGUAUUGGUACUGGUGUGUUUCAAUUAUUGUAUAAACAUCCGAAUCGUGGUACGAUUACAGGACGUAAUCUUAUGUUUGACAAUAUUGAUAUGCAUCAGCCGCUAAUAACAUCAACAUCAUGA